AUGACCUACACUUGUAAAGGAUCCCUAAGGAAACACCUGGCCUUACAUUCAGCACAAUCUGGUGACCUCAAAUGUCAGCUGUGCCAACAUGUAGCUCUUGAUCAAGAUGCCAUUAUACAGCAUGUCAGAGGGCACACUGGCUCCAGACUCUCCAAAUCAGCUGCAGAUAAGAAGUAUCGCUGCUCUGACUGUGACCGUUCGUUCUUUACCCGUAAGGAUGCAGAAAGACACUCAGUUGUCCAUAACAGGAGCCGUGACUUUCUUUGCCAGUUUUGCCCCAGAACUUAUGGUCGAUCUGAUCAUCUUUCAAGGCACAUUGAGAAAUCCCAUGGGUCACACGAGUCUGAAGCAGGACCUUCCUCUAGUUUAGAGUUAACUGCUGUCAAUCAGCUGGAUAAACCUCCUGUAUCAACAAAUGUUUUGCCUGGCUUCACCCAAGCUUUCAGAGAUGUUUGAUUGUAUAACAAAGAAUUGUUCCUGUUUUUGUUUAUUUUUUUAUACUCCUACCAAUUUAUAUUUUUUAUAAGAUUAGUGAUAGAAAAUCAUUUUUCAUGUUAACUUAAUUAUUAAUAUUUUCAAUUGCAUUACUAAUAAUUUUUUCUACUAUAAUUUUUAUAUAAUGAAAAAUCAUAGUAAUUUUUAUCAUUGUAUUUUAAAACAUCAGUUCAAAUUAUGUAGCACUUUAUUUAUGGUGAGAGAAUCCUAGUUCUAACUGACCAAAUUCAUUAUGUUAAAUCUAUAUUAUUUAAGUAAUAAAUAAUAUAUUUACUUUUGAUGCCAGAUAUAACAAGUUUAUAAAUAUAUAAUUGAGAUUAUGAUUAGUUUGUUAUUAAGAACUAACCUUAAUUCGUAUUUAGAUUUUGAGCAACAUUAGUAAGAAAAUUAUUUCUGAAAUAUUUUAGAGGACCAAUUACAUUUAGCUAAUUUAAUUUUGAAGUUUUUGUUGUUCUUUAUUUAUUAAAGUUUUUAUCCAUGAAAUAUGCAUCAUUCUCAAUGAUUAUGUGUAAUAGAUUUUUUCUUGUUUGUAGGAUGUCAUUCUGUGUUUAAUAGUUAGGCUCUUUGACUUCCUUUAUUAAUCUCAUUUAUUUUUUCAUCAUACAUAGUUAUUUGUAAAUGAUUAAUGUAAUGUAUGUAAAAUUAUUAAUGUAAUUAAUGGGAUGUAUGUACAAUUCAAUUUUAUAAAGGCAAACUGAACAUACAUUUUAGUGCCUCCACUUUAUUGAGAUAGAUGAAGCAAAAAAAGUAAUAAAUUUCAUUUUUUUUAAUUUUAUUACAAUAAUAAAAUCUUGUAAUUAAGAUUUUAAUAUACUUAAAUAUUUUUCCAAAUGCAUGGAAAUAAUUUUACUCAAUUUAUACCACAUUUUUUUUCAACUUUAUUGCUUUAAAUAUAAUGAAUACAGUAAAAUAUGGUAUGGUACAACAGUUUAUUUCAUGAAGAUUAUAUUAAAAUCAUUUGUGAAAGAAUUCUUGUAUUCCAAGUUUAAUAGAUAUUUAAUCAAUGUUCUAGUAAAGAAUUAGUAUAUGUAUAUAUGUCCAAUUUUUAUUGAUAAGAUUAAAUACUUUAUCAUUUAAUAAUUUAUUCCAGUAAUUGUUACCAUUACUUUCUUCAACCAUAUGAAAACUGGUUUCAUAGUUACCUGUUUUAAAUAAAAUUAUUGUAGUAGUUAUAUAAGAUUUUAUAAAUAAGUAAUUUGUUUCUUGUUAUCAUUAAUUUUGUUUACCAAUUUAUUAAUUUUAAAGUUUUCACAGGGUCUGUUCUAUGUUUUAAACAAGAUAUUUCUACUUAAUAAAUUUAAUAUACAAAUACACAUUGCGUGAGUGUGUGUGUGCGGGUGCAUGUGUGUCUUAUCCUACUCUGUUUUGCACAUGCGAUGACUAGUUUAUUAUUUUAUUUAAACAAAAAUGAAUAUAUAAUAAAUAAAAUGAUGUAUAAAUAA
Nezara viridula (southern green stink bug) is the source of this 1937-nucleotide messenger RNA. NCBI's taxonomy places the organism in Eukaryota, Metazoa, Arthropoda, Insecta, Hemiptera, Pentatomidae. The record is from the annotation of a GenBank genome assembly.